AUGUCUAAAAGAUUUGGUAAAAAGUUAUCUGAGGAGUGUGCAAAGAAAAUCAAGAAAUUGGAAGAGAAUAGAAGUCUCAGGACACAUAGUUUAGUGAAAUAUGAAAAUACUUGUACAGCUCCAGGGCCAAGUGCACCUGUUAGUGAUGUACAGGCACAAGGGUCAGGACAAGACUUUACACCUGGUCCAAGGUUGUCACAAGACUUCUAUGAUCAAGACAGCAUUACUUUAGCCAAGGCUUUGUUAGGACAAAUUGUUGUUAGAGUGGUGGAUGGUGUUCGUAUAACUGGAGCCGUUGUGGAGACUGAGAGUUACUUGGGUGGCCCAGAUGUAGCCUCCCACAGUCACAAUGGCAGAGAAGCCAGAACAGAGCCAGUGUACAUGAAACCUGGAACAUCAUAUGUCUACUCAAUUUAUGGAAUGUAUUACUGUUUCAACAUCUCAAGUCAAGGUGAUGGAUCCUGUGUUCUCAUAAGAUCAUUAGAACCUUUAGAGGGGUUUCAGAAAAUGGGCAGGUCGAAACCAGGGCGUAAGAACACAACACCACUCAAAAUUCAUGACUUGUGUAAUGGACCAUCAAAAAUUUGUCAAGCACUACAUCUUAAUAAGGACUCCAGCAACAAGGUGGACCUUGCUGAAUCAAAAUUCUUCUGGUUAGAACAAGGUAAAUCUAUUCCUGAGAACCAAGUAAUAGUUACCAAGAGGAUUGGUAUUGACUCUUGUGGUGAAGAAUGGGCAAAUAAGCCACUUCGAUUUUAUGUGAAUGGUAAUAAGUGUGUAAGUGUCAGAGAUAAAAAAGCAGAGAAUAUAUUUUAAGUACAUGUAUUAUUAAACAAUUUAUUUUUACUUGUACAAAUUUAAUUACUGCUAUGUAUAGAACAUGUGAAUGAUGAUUGAACUAGUAAUAUACAUCACUAGUUUUGUGGGAGAAUCAAAAUGGAGUAAAUAUCAAUUAUGGAGUACGAGAGAUUUUACCAUUACAGUGACCCCUCGUUUACUUAACUCAAUCCGUUCCAGGUCGUU
Messenger RNA from Homarus americanus (American lobster), 1023 nucleotides. Its product is annotated as DNA-3-methyladenine glycosylase-like. Lineage: Eukaryota; Metazoa; Arthropoda; Malacostraca; Decapoda; Nephropidae. The record is from RefSeq and is a predicted model, not a curated record. Gene Ontology annotation, biological process: base-excision repair. Gene Ontology annotation, molecular function: DNA binding; alkylbase DNA N-glycosylase activity.